UAUUAUAUUCGGCUUGUAAACACGCAAGAAAACACAUGCUUUGGGGGGUUUGAAUUCACGAAGGCAAAAAAAAUAUAUCAGCCGUGCUGAAUCCUUUCCUUAAGGGUCAGUCCCGAGUCCAUUCUGGUUUUUCCAAAUUUCUAUGCUACCCGAUGACCCGAUGGGCGUUUGAUUGAUUGACGUUUGACGUCGUAUGACGUAAGGCACGUGUUGAUCACUUUUCUCUUCUCUACCAUCGCUGUUGGUUUGUGACUGCAAACGUUCUCUUGUAUUAAUUUCUUUUCUCUUUUCAUUGUUUAACCUUUUCUUUAAAAUGGGAGAUCAAGAUAUCAGCAAGCGUAUCUUCGUCAAAGGUUUCAACCGUGAAACCACAGAAAGUGAACUUAGAGCUUUUUUCGAAGAAUACGGUGUGGUGAAGGAGAGCAAGAUCGUGAGAGACAAACACGGAGUGAGCAAAGGUUAUGCAUUUAUUACGUUUGAAAGUCAAGAAGUCGCCGACGGAUUGCGAGACAAUAAAGGACUUGAUUUCAAAGACAAAGUAUUGAGUAUCGGUCAAGCGGUUAGGAGGAAGAGUAGCCGAUCGUACUCAAGGCAUUUUCACUGGCAAUCCGGCCACAGACAAGAUCUGUUCCAAGAUGGCGCCACUUCUGGCAUCUUCUACUCGGCUUCUGUCGACGGAAACACAGUUUACUACCCGAUACAGCAUCCACAGUUUAUGGUGGUUGCACAACCAUCAUAUUCUCCUCAUCUUGGCUACCCAUCGCAGAGCCUGUACCAGCCUUCUCCUCACCCAUCUACUCAUUUAUACUCGCCGAACGCCCAAGCAGCGAUGGUCGGAGGGCCGUAUGUGACAACUGCAACGCUUCCAUUGGCAUGGAACGACUACACUUCUUUCAACCGGGUGCGACCGAUCGCAUCUAGCGAGACUACAGAAGGCAUUGUGAGCACAUCACCUAGCACAACAUCUCAAAUCGUAACCUUAGCUAUCCCAGAGGGGAACUUUGUGUCAGAUGGGAGCGCCGUAGAUCCGAUAACGACACAGCUUAUUGCGGUUGAAACGGCAAAGAUCAAGCCAGAAAAGCCGGCAGCAGUUAGGUUUAUUACUAAAACCGACCAGUAGUAGAGGGUUUUUUCCAAGUAUAACAUCAUACAACAACAAAGGAGAGAUAAACAACGAUAAGCUUAUAUAGUAAUCAAUGUCCACUUGAUACAAUGUGCAGUCCUAGCUAGCUGAUUUGAUAAUAAUUCUGUACUCAGGAAGGAAAACUUAAAAUAGCAAAAUAUAAUCAUACCAGCAACUCAGCUGACUUUUAACUUGAAACUUUAUCCGUGAAAAUUGGAAAGUAUGUUCUAUAAACGAAUUCCUAAAUAUCAUAACAACUGUAUUUAUUAGGCUCCACCUACCUUUCGAAGGUAUCUCUACUGCAAUAUGCAAAUAUCUAUUAUUAAACAGAUUAAUUUUCUUAUGAAAUACUGCAUAUAAUGUGUAGACACUGUGAAUGUCAUUCACUGCCUCUUUCCCAAAAAAAUAUAAAUUGUUGAGAUUCCUUUAAGACUUACCUACCUUGCACAUUAUUCACUAAUAUGGUACUAACCACAAUCUGAUUGGCUGAUAUGGGCAUUAAAGAUCUCUAUAUGAUCUGAUUAGCGAAUCAAAUCAUAUAGAUCUUUAUGCCCAUCCCAGCCAAUCAGAUUGUGGUAAGUGGGGUCACAGAACUGUAAAAAAACUCAAAGGUUUCUAACUUAACGCAACAAACUUAAAUGCAAUGCACUGAAAACCAUAAACAAAGCUAUAUCACAUCAAGCAUUAUUUAACUUAUAUUUCUGACAGCCCAUAGCAAAAUGGGAAGUCAAGUGAGGUAAUGCCUCACUUAAAGCUUCUAUUCCAUAAUUUAUUAAUCUUGGAAGUAUAAACUAGUAGCUUAGGACACUGUAUGAACUGUGCAGUGAUGUUAAGUGUAAAGUAUAAAUUAUAGGCUAAUGUAUAGAUAAAUAAGUGAAGUGAUUAAAGGUUAUAACCAGAUUUUAAUAAUA
Messenger RNA from Nematostella vectensis (starlet sea anemone), 2034 nucleotides. Its product is annotated as polyadenylate-binding protein, cytoplasmic and nuclear. Gene Ontology annotation, molecular function: RNA binding. Bases 314 to 1120 code for a protein of 268 amino acids. The transcript is spliced from 2 exons. The record is from RefSeq and is a predicted model, not a curated record. NCBI's taxonomy places the organism in Eukaryota, Metazoa, Cnidaria, Anthozoa, Actiniaria, Edwardsiidae.